CUUCCUUCCCGUCAGGGCUUUAAGGACGAAGUUUACCGUCAGAGGAGGAAGUACUUUGUGGAGGUGGCCAUGAACUAUAAAUUUGGACAGCCCAUCCCUCGGAUCGAGUACACGGCAGAGGAGGUGAGGACGUGGGGCGUGGUGUUCAGGGAGCUGACCCGGCUGUACCCGACUCACGCCUGCAGGGAGUACCUGAAGAACCUGCCGCUGCUGCGCCAGCACUGCGGCUACCGCGAGGACAACAUCCCCCAGCUGGAGGACGUGUCCCUCUUCCUCAGAGAGCGCUCCGGGUUCACGGUGCGGCCCGUCGCAGGUUAUCUGUCCCCCAGAGACUUCCUGGCAGGUUUGGCCUACAGAGUGUUUAACUGCACGCAGUACGUCCGUCACAGCACCGACCCGCUGUACACCCCCGAGCCGUGA
Messenger RNA from Plectropomus leopardus (leopard coralgrouper), 420 nucleotides. The record is from RefSeq and is a predicted model, not a curated record. Lineage: Eukaryota; Metazoa; Chordata; Actinopteri; Perciformes; Serranidae.